GCGUCGGGCUGGGGAACGGAAGCGGGAGUUGGGGGGCGUGUUUGUCAGAGGACGCGUCGUCUCCCCUGUGUGCCCUAUUCUGUUUGUUUCUCCGCGAUGUUUCCGAGGGUCUCGGCUCUCCUCCCUCUUCGCCCGCUUUCCCGCCUCCCUUUGUGCUCCGGAGGCCCAGAGGUAUCGGCGGCCGCCGUCGUGCUACUCGCUUCUCCGCGUGGGACUGUCAGGACAAAAAAUAAUAUCCAAAGAUAUUUUGGCACUAACGGCGUGAUCUGUAGCAAAAAAGAUGAGCAUUCUGUUCCAACCCGUGAGAUUUCCAAGGAGACAGAGAGCCAACACAGUGUAAAGGAGAAUACAAAAAAAGACUUGGUAAAUAUUCUUAAGGGAAUGAAAGUUGAAUUAAGCACAGUAAAUGUACAAACAACAAAGCCACCCAACAGAAGACAACUUAAAAGUUUGGCGGCUUCAACUGUCAGACCUCAGAAUGCUCCAGAAGAUGCCCCCCAAAAGAGAAGUGAGUCCCUGAGCCCGGAGUUGGUGGCGGCGGCCUCCGCGGUUGCAGACUCUCUCCCUUUGGACAAGCAGAUGACCAAGUCGGAGCUGCUCAGGCAGCUCCAGCAGCACGAGGAAGGCUCGAGGGCACAGAAGGAUGGAGCAAGACCUAAAAUUAGUUUCACUGACAUCAUAUCAGAUAUGAAAGUUGCCAGAUCUGCCACAGCGAGAGUUAACACAAGACCAGUGCAUCAGAUUCAGUUUGAUGAAGGGACUGAUGAUUUUGUUGGCCGAGAGAAGCCUGCUGAUCUGAGAAGAAGUUUUAGGAAAAAUAUAUUCAAGGGGAAGAGGCUUAAUAUUUUUGAGCUUAAGGCAGUUACUGAAGAGGCACCUGAAACAGAGGCAGCACCUUCUCUUUGGGAUAUAGAAUUUGCUAAGAAGUUAGCGGCAGUCAAUGAACAGCCCUUUCAGAAUGGUUUUGAAGAGAUGAUCCAGUUGACAAAAGAGGGGAAAUUGUGGGAGUUCCCAAUUAACAAUGAAGCAGGUUUUGAUGAUGAUGGUUCAGAAUUUCAUGAACAUAUAUUUCUGGAUAAAUACCUGGAGGAUUUUCCAAAACAAGGACCAAUUCGUCACUUCAUGGAGUUGGUGACCUGUGGCCUUUCCAAAAACCCAUAUCUGAGUGUUAAACAGAAAGUUGAACAUAUAGAGUGGUUUAGGAAUUAUUUUAAUGAAAAACGGGACAUUCUAAAAGAAAGUGGCAUACAGUUCAAUUGAAGAUCAUGGAAAUUUUUACUUCAAGCUGUUGGAGAUUCAUAUUAUAAUUAAAUAAUUUUACUAGAC
Molecule: messenger RNA, 1326 nt
Organism: Balaenoptera ricei (Rice's whale)
Lineage: Eukaryota; Metazoa; Chordata; Mammalia; Artiodactyla; Balaenopteridae
Gene: MRPS31
Product: mitochondrial ribosomal protein S31
Exons: 7
Coding region: 97-1260 (387 amino acids)
Cellular component (GO): mitochondrial small ribosomal subunit
Molecular function (GO): structural constituent of ribosome
Source: RefSeq, a predicted model, not a curated record